This is a messenger RNA of Echinops telfairi (small Madagascar hedgehog), 1348 nucleotides long. It is a transcript of the gene ZCCHC12, whose product is annotated as zinc finger CCHC-type containing 12. Gene Ontology annotation, cellular component: nucleus. The annotation marks the transcript as partial. The transcript has a single exon. NCBI's taxonomy places the organism in Eukaryota, Metazoa, Chordata, Mammalia, Afrosoricida, Tenrecidae. The record is from RefSeq and is a predicted model, not a curated record.
CCCUCUCCAAUUCUUUACAGUUCCUGCUGAAACACAAGGAAAGCAGACCUCUGGCACGGUGCUGUGGGGAUUCCUCCUGCCCAUCAGGCUUUCCUGAAAAGCGCGAGCCUCGAGUUACAUCCAGGCAGCCAUGGCGAGCUUCCUUUCACGUAUGGUGAACAGCCACAGGGAGAAUGUCGCCUUGCCUCCCUGGGCCCAUUCCAUGUUGAGGUCCCUGGGGAGGAGCAUUAGCCCUUUGAUGGCCAAUCUAGCGGAGAAAAACAUGAAAUUGUUCUCUGGGAAGGUGGUCCCAGCCCCAGGGGAGGACACCUUUGAAAACUGGCUGGCCCAAGUUCACCGGGUCUUGCCAGAUUGGAAUAUGUCUGAGGCGGAAAAACUCCUGCGCCUGAAGAAAACCCUCAGGGGCCCCGCCCGAGAAGUCAUGCGCUCACUGCAGGCAGCCAACCCCCACCUGAGCCUGGCCGAAUUCUUACGGGGCAUGACCUUGGUGUUUGGGGAGCCUGCAAGCAGUGGGACUGCCCACAGCAAAUUUUUUAACACCCUGCAGGCGCCCGGGGAGAAAGUGUCCCUCUAUGUGAUCCGCCUAGAAGUGCAGCUUCAGAAUGCUAUUCAGGCAGGGGCCAUAGCUGAGAAAGAUGCCAAGGUGACUCGCUUGCAGCAGCUGCUUCUAGGGGCUGAGUUGAAUAGGACCCUACGGGCCCGGCUUAAGGAGCUCCUCAGAGUGCAUGCCAACAAGCCGGAGCUGCUCCCUAAUUUCCUGGAGGUGAUCAGGAUGAUCAGGGCAGAAGAGGAAUGGGAUGACACUUUUCUGAAACGCAAGCGGUCCCGCCACUCAGAGCCCAUCUUAGAGAGAGGAGCUCCCCCCGUGCCAGGUCAGGCCCCUCAGCCGAUAUCGCUGGAUGGUGGGAAUGAGGAGGAGGUGAUAGAGAUCCAGGACUCUGAUGAUGAUGUGAUCCUGGUGGAGUCUUGGGACCCUCCAGUGCCAUCCCUGAAUGCUCCUGGCCCCAGGGCCAGGGCCAGGGCUGAGGAGCAGGUGCUGGGUAGUGAUCUCCCUAACUCUUCCUGGGCCCAGUCUCCUUCCACCAGUGGUGGGGCUGGGCAGACCAAAGAUGGUCCUGGAGAGAAGCGUAGAGCCAGGAAGCGAAAAUACACAAUCCGUUGUUCAUCUUGUCGGGAGGAGGACUAUUCCCAGGACACCUAUGAGGGGGGCAACAAGAGCCAGGUGUUUGAGAAUCUGAUUAUUACCCUGAAGGAACUGACCCACACUGGGGGGAAUGAGUCUGAGGAUGAGGAUGAUGAGGAGCAGGAGGAAGAGGAGAAGGAGAAGGAAGAAGAGGGGGAAGAGGAG